Messenger RNA from Amoebophrya sp. A25, 4139 nucleotides. The record is from the annotation of a GenBank genome assembly. Lineage: Eukaryota; Dinophyceae; Syndiniales; Amoebophryaceae.
CAUGGAUGUCCACUGCUAGAUUUACAAUGUAUUCCCCAUAGGAAAACACAAAUUAGAAAAGUAGAAUUCAGGAUGGGGAUAUUCAUGAUGUGGAUGGUUUAGGCAGGUUAUAGUAAAAGAACAGACAUCAGUACAGGAGGGCAAAUCAUCAAAAAUGGUAAGUACUCUCCAAGUAGUUCAAAGACUAGCACCACUUGUACAUUGAUAAGACUAGUAUCUUCUUUCACCAUCUUAAUCUUCCGCCAGACAGUAGUAAAAGCUAGUACAAAAUAAAGAUGACGGCUCCUGUGCCUUCUACGGACGGUGAGGGCGUACCUCUCUCGAGGAACAACCCUAAUCUGCAACUUGGAGGGUCAAUGUCCUCUACCUCAGCUGUGAAGAGUGCAGGUGCUGGAGGAGCUGACAGUCCUGCAACGACAGGAGAACCGAUAGGUGGAGGACAAGUACAGAAUGGAGGUAAGAGCGGCCCAGCAGCAACACUGGAAGAUUUCCACACGAUGGCUCGCAAGUAUGGAUUAGACACAUCGCAGGACGACCCGAACCCGUCAAGUAUCGAGACUCUGUUUCCGCUGUUGCUUUCGAAAUUAUGGGAUCAUGUUUACAAAAGGAGAAGAUCGUAAUUUGAAAUGCUGUGAAUCUGGACUACCCAUUCAUUCUAAACAAAGUAGAGGACAGCGAAGAUCCGAAUUUUGCUACUACCAAAUUAAAGAAACUAGACUACCUCUGGCUCUAAGCAAAGAAGACUGUGACCCGAAUUGCGCGACUUACCGCAUUGCCCGCAGCUAUGUCCCUUUUCUAGCAGCCAGUCCAUACGAGAAGAUUUGCGCAGAACCCUCAAGUUUGAAGAACGAGUUGCACUUUAUAAAAAACGAGAUGGAGGAGCUGGCGUCACAGGUUUGUUUUCAUUUUUUAAAGGAGUCAACCGAGUUGCACUUUUAAAAAUCCGAGAUGGAGGAGCUGGCGGCACAGGUUUGUCUUAGUUCUAGUUUCCAAAGGAGGUAACAUAAAAACUAUCGAUUCAAAACAUAACCAACGUAGGCGAAUCUUGUUGACGAGUACACCUCCAAUCAUCAUUAUCAAACACAACAGAACUAAUUUGAUUAAUUUUUCUCCUUUUCUAGUUAGGGGCCCUCUAGCUAGUCUGUCCACACAACAGAACGUCGGCGCAUUUUUGGAGAAUACGACACUCGCAGCGUCAGUUACUGAUGAAGAAUUUCCGGAACUUCUGAGGCGUUAUAAAUCACUCUCACACAUCUUUGAUCCGCUAAAGAGUGCUCUUGAGAGCUUUAACGCGGACGUUGCACCAGUCCUGGCGCAAGAGCGAGAGAGCUUGCGGAAUAUACUGCAGAAGUAUACGGUAUUCUUACAUUCUUAAAUGAGGAAGCUCCGUAGUCUAACACGGUAUUCUUACAAAUAAAAAGUAGUCGACAGUGAGCAACAACAACAACAACAUAAUAUAGAGGAGGUCAAUGUCCAGUUGGUCCGCUUCUUUUUCAAAGCUAUUUGGCAAGAAAAAUAGAGCAACUUAGGUCAUGUUUCACCAUUGACCUUUUUGUUUUUCCUGACAAAAAGCGAGCCCUCAAAAAUACAAAUACACCACGUCUUCUCAAACCCUAAACCCUAAACCCAAACCCUAUCCAGCCUAUCCAAGAACUGCUCGAAGUCCCGCAACUUCUAGACGCCUGUAUCCGGAGGGAGAUGUACGACGAGGUGGUGGAUCUGUUGGGCUUUUCAGCUCACCUUUUCCAAUCCCAUAAAGCCCGGCUUAAGCGGUUAGGUGGGAGUGGCGGAGAAAGUUUCGCAAUACCACUACUAGACUUGCUGGAGACUCAAGUAGCGGCUCAGAGGCAACACUUCGAAGAAAGCCUGCUGUCACAACUGGCGACAGAUAUACAUUUGCCCGCUUGUGUCAGGGUCAUUGUUAUGAUGGAAUAUCGCUUAUACAAUUUACAUUUAGAGCUGAGUAAAAAGUUCAAGUUGUAGGUCGUUACAACUGGAGUUAGCAUUUCGUCACCGUUGCUACUUGCGAAUAAAACUCGAAUCUAACCUCUGUUACCUCCGACGGCUGGGCGCUUACUCGGAAGAACAGAUACGAUCUCUGUUUCUAGACCAAAGGGGCAUUUUCGUACAAAAGCAUCGGAAGCAGAUCGACAAGAAUGUAGCUGCAUCCCCAGUUAGCUGUUUACGCGCAGCGUCGGAUUUGAUGCGGACUUAUGUACUACUUGUAGAUUCAUCUGGUACUGGCUUUGUUCGAUUCUUUAUAUGAAGAUAUCUGAGAUGAAUUUAAUCUUUGAAUGUUGAAAGUUGCUUAAGAAGUACAACGAAACUAAUCUUGUCCAAAAGUAGUCAAUACUCAUACAUCAAGGGGAACAACUUGUAACUACUACUUGUCUUGAUUUCCACUAUCCCUAAAAAGGUCUUCGACAUCGGAAUGCAUUUCAAGGCUUUAUUUUUUCAGUCAGCCAGUGGUUAUGAGAAGAAGCAAACAGAGAUGGUCCUAGCGAACUGGUUACAACUGCAGCUUCGAUGGUUUGUCGAUCUUCUUUCCUCUCAGUUGGCUGUGCCUGAAUAUGGGAUGGCGGCGCAAGGUGCUUGUUGAAAUAAUUCGUCUCGUAUAAGUUCUUCUAAUUAUAUCAACAAGAUGGGGCGAAAGAACAUCAGCCCGUAGCCUUUUCUCCCUGGUGCGACAUGAAACCUACAACUACCUUCCAAUCCCGUAAAUUACAGGAUCUCUCCGUGGUUCCCAGAUUGAUGCGAGUGCUCUCGCUAGUAUCCUCAAGUGCGUGAUGCAUUGUUCGAACACCAUGCGAACGCUAGGUUGUGGCUUCUUUCCCGCUGUGCAGACGGUGUUUCACCAACGGGGGAUCUAUCUCGUAACGUCGCGUCUCGACACAGCACUAGAACGAUUCCAACAGGAGGUCCUCCUCUACGACUGGCUUGUGGCGCCACAGACACAAAGCGGUCCGAUGAAGAUGUCCGCUGGUUCCUCCGUCUCCUUCAUGGUCGAGAACGCCUUGCAGCUGAUGCGGCAUCGUCCUCUAGCAGUCUUUGUUAAGGCUACCCCUAAUCCAUCUCUAUAGGAAUUCCUCAACAAUAUGCAUCCCCAUACAAGGGGAAUACUGUGGCAUAUUGUUGAGGGAUUGCCACAGGGAUGAAUUAGCGAGAGCUCUAACUUUGCCAACGAACUGAUCGCGACUUUCAACGAGCUAAGACAGUGCGCCAUUCCGGGAAUCAGAGCAGCGUGUGUCUUCCACCUGCGGCAAGUGUGCGCUGGGGCGGUGAAUGUGCUGCACUCCUAUCGAGCGGAACAUCUCGGACAGGGGGGCGUGACUGAUGCUUUAUGAGGAGGAUUAAAGCUAACAAGCUGGUAGUGAAGUCAAGAAAAUAGGUAGACAUGGACAACGACCUACCACAUCCCAUGGCAUGAUGGAAGUCAAAAUAGGUAGACAACAUGGACAACGAGAGACCACAUCCCAUGGCGUGAUCCCAUCCUAUUCCCUAUGUAAGUACUUUCGACUUUCAUACCUCGAGUUCGUCGCGCUCUGCCGCAACUUCCGAUAUGUGCUGAUCCCGCUCAUCAACGCGCACUUUCGAGCAAUCUACUCGCGAGAAGACGGCAUUGCCGAAGCGGAGACAGGGCAGAUGUUUGCUGUAUUGGGGGUGUGAAGAGGUGAUGACUCAGGGGGUGGUCAGGUAGUUCACGUGCACACACAGAAGGUUGUUGUAUUGAUCGGUGAUUAGGUAUCAACACCGUUUUCUGAAUAUUGUCGACUUUACUUGUAUGACACGAGCUGUUGUAUGCAGGUGAAGAAAAGAAUCACGAGGCCUCUGGUCCUGCAUUUGUGCGGUGCGGUGUAGUACAGAGACUCAUCGUUCCUGAAAUGGAAAGAUGCUGAAAGUGCAGCAAAAAAAUAGUAACGAAAAAACUGAUGCCUCUCAAAAAAGCUUAAUUUAUCCUGGAAGAAGGAAUAGGAUGCCAUUUUCCACAAACUACUGUGUACUUUCCAAAGGUUUCUUGAAAAACCAAGCGAAAGGCAAAUCAUGUUUGCUUCGCAGAUGUACGAACGCUAUGAGGUCCGCACUGACCCAACUGCAGAGGACGGAAUCGACGCUGCAGAGGAAGACGCAAGCCAAGGAGC